AUGAGCGGCAGAGGUAAAACUGGCGGUAAGGCGAGAGCGAAGGCUAAGACUCGCUCAUCCAGGGCGGGACUGCAGUUCCCCGUCGGCCGUGUGCACAGACUGCUCCGCAAAGGAAACUACGCUGAGCGCGUCGGCGCCGGUGCUCCUGUGUAUCUGGCCGCUGUGCUCGAGUAUCUCACCGCUGAGAUCCUGGAGUUGGCCGGAAACGCCGCUCGGGACAACAAGAAGACCCGUAUCAUUCCCCGUCACCUGCAGCUGGCAGUGCGGAACGACGAGGAGUUGAACAAACUCUUGGGUGGAGUGACCAUCGCUCAGGGUGGGGUGCUGCCCAACAUCCAGGCUGUGCUGCUGCCCAAGAAGACCGAGAAACCCGGCAAGACCAAGUAAACGGACUGAAGUC
This is a messenger RNA of Xyrauchen texanus (razorback sucker), 400 nucleotides long. Its product is annotated as histone H2A-like. The transcript has a single exon. Gene Ontology annotation, cellular component: nucleosome. Gene Ontology annotation, molecular function: DNA binding; structural constituent of chromatin; protein heterodimerization activity. Bases 1 to 387 code for a protein of 128 amino acids. Lineage: Eukaryota; Metazoa; Chordata; Actinopteri; Cypriniformes; Catostomidae. The record is from RefSeq and is a predicted model, not a curated record.